Schistocerca americana (American grasshopper) is the source of this 3531-nucleotide messenger RNA. Its product is annotated as probable protein phosphatase 2C T23F11.1. Gene Ontology annotation, biological process: protein dephosphorylation. The record is from RefSeq and is a predicted model, not a curated record. Gene Ontology annotation, molecular function: protein serine/threonine phosphatase activity; cation binding. The transcript has 7 exons. NCBI's taxonomy places the organism in Eukaryota, Metazoa, Arthropoda, Insecta, Orthoptera, Acrididae. The coding region runs from base 397 to 1350 and encodes 317 amino acids.
UAUUUUUCCUACGCGUUUGCUUUGGCUAAUCGGGGAAGUGUAUCACGAAAACAAGGGGUUUAGAAAGAUGAAAUUAUGUAACGUCUCUGACGGGAAAUUAUUGUCAUAUGUUUUUCAGUUAGGUAUGGUAAAGGAAAAUAAUUCCAUGUUAUGAAGUAAAAAGUGUUGUAAGAUGAUAUGCUAACGAUUUCACUAAACCUGAACCCAACAAUGACUCUAGCUUUCAGAGUGUGGAAUGCUUUAUGUCCUCUCCGUUUCUUGAACUGAAAUGUAAAUUACAUGUUACCUGCGGUCUUUCAGUGUAUGAGAUCACUUUGAAUUAUAGGAGAAGCAUUAUCCGAAGGUGGUGGGAGGUCCGGUAGCAUUGGUGGCUGCCGGUACCGCCUUUAGGAUAGGAUGGGGCAGACACUUUCGGAGCCGGUGACAACCAAGGAGUCCUCGUGUUGUCAAAAUUCUAAACUUAAGGUGGGCUCCAGCUGUAUGCAAGGAUGGCGAAUCACCAUGGAAGAUGCUCACACGCAAAUUCUGUCGUUACCCGAUGACCCAGGAACUGCGUUUUUUGGUGUUUACGAUGGACACGGAGGUGCCUGCAUCGCACAGUACGCUGGUGCCCACCUCCACAACAGUAUUGUGCGCAGGCCAGAAUACAAAGCAGGCAACAUCCCUGAAGCUUUGCGGAAAGGUUUUCUAGAUUUGGACAACAAGAUGCUUUCAGAUGAAGGACUGCGUGAUGAACUUGCUGGCAGCACAGCAAUAGCAGUUCUUAUCAAGGGUUCGAAGCUGUACUGUGUGAGUAUAAUGCAGGCAAAUGUUGGUGAUUCUCGAGCUGUGGCUUGUAUAGCUGGACAUGUAGAACCACUUUCACAAGAUCACAAGCCUAACAAUGAGGCAGAAUGUCAGCGAAUUUUGGCAGCAGGGGGAUAUGUAGAGUUCAACCGUGUCAAUGGCAAUCUUGCAUUAUCACGUGCUCUGGGAGACUUUAACUUUAAAAAGAACGACAAAAAAUCAGCAGAGGAACAAAUGGUAACUGCUUAUCCUGAUGUGGAGAUACGUGACAUCACAACCGAAUGGGAAUUCAUUGUAAUUGCUUGUGAUGGAAUCUGGGAUGUUAUGACUAAUGAGGAGGUGGUGGAAUUUGUUCGAAUGCGAGUGGGGACUGGAAUGGAACCGGAAGACAUCUGCCAAGACCUGAUGAUGCGCUGCCUCGCUCCUGACUGCCAGAUGGGUGGCCUAGGGUGUGACAACAUGACAGUUGUCAUUGUCUGCUUUCUGCACGAAAUGCCUUACUCCCGCCUUUGUGAUCACUGUGCUAAGCCGGUGCCUUUGACAGAGACUGGACUCCUUCAGUGAUGACUUAUUCCUGCCUCGUAUUGUGCUUAAAUGUGUAUGGAUUAAACAGUGAAGUUCCUUGAAUAAGUGUACAACUGUUUGAACUUCAGGGUGAUGCUUAAAGCACUUGAACUGUCUAGAUGAGUCUUACGCAAUUCAGUGCUUUGUGGGGAUCAAUAACUGUGCCUAUUAAAUCUGGUAUGUGUAAUAUUGAUAUUUAAGAUUUAUGCAGAUUUUUUUUAGUUCUCCUGAUGUUUUUGUUUAGAGAGAAUUAAGAAUCAUUGAAACUUUCAUAUGAAAUGAGCUAAGUUGUAAUAGUACCCAGCACAUAGUGUUAUGUGUAAUGCUUUCUAGUCAGUCCUUCAGUUGUAAAACCAAGCCCUACAAUAAUUUCGUAUUGUCAGUGUUUGUGCAGUAACAACAGCUACUGUUCUAUUGACCUUGAGGCAAAUGAAAUAAUGGAAGUUACUGGACCAUGUUUUCUUGUCUGCAGCCAUAACAAGCUGCACAUUAUUAUCAACAGCAGAACUGUGCCAUAGUAGGAGGAAGUGUAAAGGAUAUAAAUUUAUAAUUGGCUAUAAUGUGUGAAAAUUAAAUUGUUAUAAUGGCGUAAGUAAAAUCAUUGAUUACUAGUUAAAUAUGCUGUUUAUUGUUAAAUUAUAUGGUUAAGUUGUAUGUUUCAUGACACUGGAACUUUUUAGAUAUGUUUAGAAUCCAAUUAGAAUUUUUACAGUAGUUCUCUGAAAAAUUAGGUAGUGAAGCUGCCUAUUUAACUAAGGAGAAGUUUCUUUGGCUAACACUUUCACUACAAUGCAAUCAAUAUUUCCUUCCUCCUUUUGAAAUUAUCUUGGUUAUCAUCAUUGUUAGUCCCGAUAAAGUACACCAAUAUAACCUACCGUGAAUAUUUAACACAGCAGUAAUUUUGAAAGAAGUAGAAGGUUUCAGUUCCUAUGGAUAUGGAAGAUCCACUUCAUCUACCUGUACUUUAUCAGGGGUCCCAGUUCUUCAGAGUUAUUGGAGCCUGCGGAGAGUUUGGAACAGAAAUAGAGAGAAGUAAUGUUUACUUAAAGCUUUGGAAGGCUCAGAUGGAAGAGCAUUGCUCUCAAAAGCUAGGCGUCGAAGAUUGAGAACUGGUGCAGUACAAAAUUUUGCUGUGGCUAUUCAUUCCAUUGUAAUUCGGAGUUACAUUUCUUGAAGAAGUUUCAUCACUGUUUAAUCUCUCUUCUGGUUUCAAGUAUUUAUUCAGGUAAACUAGUUAAACACAAUCAUCCUUCAUUUCAGAAAGUUUUCCUGCAGUGAACUGAAAUCUCACAUUUUGGAUGAGUGUGAGAUCAGGUGGUUCUGGGAUUUCAUCCUCUCUUUGUAGAGAUGACUGCUCUAAGAGCCGUACCUAGUGAUCUGUGAGCAAUGAAAUUAUCAGAAAAUAUUGAGAAAUGUACGUGUACACUCUCUCCCUCCCUCUCUCCCUCCCUCCCUCUCUCCCUCCCUCCCUCUCCCCCCUUCCCUCCUUACUACACAUGGAUUAUUCUCAGUGUAGUACUUCUCCUCUCCUGUUGUUUUAUGUUGAAUAAUGCAACCAUUUUCACACUAAUAGUUUCACUUUGUAACCUUCUCUGGUAUGUGGCUUGUGGUUUCUCUCCCACAUCUGUAAUACUGUGAAGUUGCUCACAGACUGCAGCACUUCAAACUUUAGUCAAGUAUGUGUCACAUUUUAUAGCAGACAAAGAAAACUGGUAGUUCAUUAUAACACUGUGAAAAAAGGAUUGUUUCAUUACUGAUGUGGUUCUUUUCAGAAUCAGUAUAUGAAACUAUUUAUUCAUAGGCCUGCCACGAGAGAAAUUAAUGAACAGUUGUGAUAGUAUAUGCAGAUUCUCAUAAAAUGGCAUCUGCUGAGAGGUUACCAAAGAUAAUUUUUCAUUUGUUGUUCUAACUAUAUACCCACGACAGUACAAGUUUCCAACUCAUAAUUUGAAAUAGUUUUAUUAUGUUCUGUCAGCAAAUAUAAUAGUUUUAUUCUUGUGGAAGAGUACUGAGUGUUAAAUGUAAUUUUCUAUGGAGAAGUGGCUACUAAUUAAUUGGAAUUACUGUCAACUGAUAGUUGUACAAAAUAUUUUCUUAUUUUCAAAUUCAGAGGUUUGUAGAAACAGAGAUAUCUAUUUUAGAACUUAGAUUAUGGCUAUUAAAAGUAGUAUUGAACAUUCA